AAACUAAAAUUAAAUUUAAAAAAAUUGCAACAGCUUGCGCCUUCGUCGCCGGUUCGACCGACUUUUUCCCGUCCCUUCGAUGCGGCCUCUGUCAUUUCUUCGUAUGCUGUCUGUUCGCCGCCUCUCUUCUACCGUCGUCUUCCCUCCGACCUCGGUCGACCCCGACCUUCUCCUCCGCCUCGCCACCGUGCUUUACCAGCAUCAGCAAGCCCCUGACGCCACUCUCCACGCCCGCCUUCGCACGAUCCCCCUUCCCUCCUCCCCUCCCCAUCUACACGAGCUAUUCCUCCAGGUCUGCAACCGCUUCUCCUCCUCCUGGCGUCCCGUCCACCGCUUCCACCUCUUCCUCCUCCGUUCCUUCCCCUCUUUCGCCGAUACGCCCAUCUCCGCCUCCAAGAUACUCUGGGUCUACGGCCUUGCUCGCAAUCUCGACCUCCUUUGGCGCUCCUUCCUAGACGCUUCCGCGUCCGGCCUCCUCUCCCCUGGCGCCAUCUGCGUCGCCGCAGCAGCUCUCGCCGACGCCCGUGAGAUCAAGAAGUGUGUUGAGAUCUUCCACCACCUGAGCGUCCACCACGAGUCGCUCUGCAAUGUCGACACCCUAAAUAGAGUAGUCCGGACAAUUUGUGAGAAGAAGCGGCUACCGGACGUCGCCAAGGCCGUAGUAUGGAAGGUGAAGCCCAUCGUCGCCCCGGACGAAGCAACCUACCGGUUCCUCGUUGUCGGGUUCUGUCGGGCGGGGGAUCUAGUGGAAGCAUCCAAGGUCUGGAACCGAAUGAUCGAUACGGGCGUGGAGCCGGACACGGAGUCCUACGAGGAGUUUGUGGUGACCAUGUUCAAGAACAAUCGCUUCGAGGACGCGAUGCGGCUCUUUAAAUCGAUGCGGGAGCAAAGGUAUCAUGAUCUUGGACUUGAAUCUUACAGAAUUGUGAUAACUUGGAUGUGCCAGGAAGGGAGGGUGAUGUAUGCAUCCAUGUUGCUCGGCGAAAUGCUCAAGAGAGGGGUGGAGAUAGACAGCCCCACAUUGGGGGCUCUGGUCUACGGCCUUCUUGCUAGGAGAAAGGUGAAGGAAGGCUACAAGAUCUUUAACAAUGUAGCAACACCUGACAUAAGCCUCUACCAUGGCUUGAUCAAGGGCUUGCUUAGGCUGCGGAGAGCAGAGGAGGCUACCCAAGUCUUUAGGGUGAUGAUAGAGAGGGGCUGCGAGCCCAUCAUGCACACAUACAUAAUGCUACUGCAGGGGCACCUGGGUAAGAGGGGGAGGAAGGGGAGGGAUCCCAUGAUAAAUUUUGAUAGCAUCUUUGUUGGGGGGUUGGUGAAGGCUGGGAAGACACUGCAGGCUACCAAGUAUGUGGAGAGGAUAAUGUGGAGUGGGGUUGAGGUGCCAAGGUUUGACUACAAUAAGUUCUUGCAUUACUUCUCUAACGAGGAGGGGGUCUCCAUGUUUGAGGAGGUAGGGAAACGGUUGAAGGAUGUUGGUUUGUUCGAUCUCGGCGAUAUUUUUUUAAAUUAUGGGGAAAGGAUGGCUACUAGGGAUAGAAGGAGAAAGGCCAUGUCACCACGUAAAAUUGAUAUAUAGGUGUGUGGUUUGAAUGCUAGUUAGUGAUUGGUAUAAAUGCUAUCAUUUUUCCAUAUACCAACAAAGUUAUGUUCUUGUAUA
This is a messenger RNA of Zingiber officinale, 1657 nucleotides long. Its product is annotated as putative pentatricopeptide repeat-containing protein At1g26500. The transcript has a single exon. The record is from RefSeq and is a predicted model, not a curated record. NCBI's taxonomy places the organism in Eukaryota, Viridiplantae, Streptophyta, Magnoliopsida, Zingiberales, Zingiberaceae. Gene Ontology annotation, molecular function: protein binding. Bases 80 to 1576 code for a protein of 498 amino acids.